AUGACGCAUCAAGACUUUCAUCAGGAAUUUUGUCCCUUAAAUUCUACCUGCCAGUUAUGCAGCUUCAUAGAAAAAGAACUAGGUCGGCUACAGUCAUGUAGUCUUUCAAAUGUGCAAUCGGACCUUGAAUCGAAACGCGUCAAACCUUUCACAGGUAAUCCGCGCGAUGCAGCUGUAGUCAAUCGCAAGCCAAACGAACUAAACCUGACCACUGUCAUACUUGAGGAAUUGCGGAGGUUUUGUGAAAACACAUCUAUCCGAGGAUUACCUCGUAUAGUCAGAGCCCAGAACCGACCUAUGCGACUUUUGUGGUCCACUUUGGUCUGUAUCUUAGUUCUCGGUUGUGGAACAUGUCUAUUUUUCUUGUCCAGACAAUACUUGGAAUAUAACGUGAUACAUCCACCCAGAGUACUGCGUCACACUUCGAGCCCUUUUCCCUCAGUCACAGUUUGCAAUUUGCGACCUAUAUCACCAGAUGGAAUGGAUUAUUUAAAACAAAAAGGUUGGAAGACACCUAGACAAUUUGCCACUGACUUGGCCUAUUACACCCAAUACCUGUACUACAAUUCCCAUCGUAUGGAUGAAUACGCAGCAGCAAGUGCGGCAUUUUCUCUAGCGGGAUUUUUGGAAAGUCUUCCAAACGAUGACGAACGCCGGAAGCUGGGGUAUCUGUACAAUAAACUUAUCAUAAAAUGCCAGAUGACUUACCUGAAUGGAAGCAAACCGGUUGCAGCGCCCUGUGAUAGAAAAGGUCGCUGGCGGAAAUUCAUCCAUGCUCAGUAUUUAAAUUGUGCCACCUUUGAGCCAUCCACCGAAUUACGUGCCAGCACAACCAAUAUUGAAAUGUACAUCUAUCUAAACGAAAUGUCAGAUUACGCCCUCUGUCCGGAUUGCUUUCACGGUGAGGUCAAAUCACAACUAUCAGGCGCAUUAAUUGUUAUCGACUCAGCGGAUCAUUUACCAAAUGUUAAUGAUAAAAGUAUAAACUUGAAGCCUGGUUCUCUGACAGAGAUUCGAUUGUCCAUUGUGGAAAAUAUACAAAAACUACCACCGUACGGACGUUGUUCCUUAGAUUUGCCUGAGAACUUGCAAUUAUAUGGGACUCAAUACGCUUACUCCGAAUAUGCAUGCCGAGAGGCCACGAUCCAAAAUGAUAUCAUGGAAAAAUGUGGAUGCUACUCAAUGGAAUAUCCCUAUAACGAGGACAGCGGUUUUGAACCUUGUAGCAGUCUUCCACGAUUUGUUAACACUUCCGACUGUGGUUCAUAUCACUUGAUGGAAUUUCUAAGGGGAAAUAUGACAUUACGAGCACAAGAUGGAUUAUGUAUUAAUGAUUUGAAAUUAUUCACGAAACGUAUGUUAUGCAAGCGAUCAGUCACGGAAAACUAUGUUCACGGAGCGUUACCUUCUUGCACUAUGCCUUGUGCCUUUUAUUCUUACGAAGCAGAACAAUCCACAUCUUCCUGGCCCACCAAAAGAUGGCAAUUAACUUGGUUGAAUUCUUCUUACAACCGUCGUCUGGGAAUUUUUGAUGGUCCGAAAUUUGACACAUAUCGUGAAGCACAGAGUUUGCUCACUCUGGGUAAUGAAACUGAUGCAGCACGAAUUUUGGAACAAGCUAAUAUUUUGGAACAAAACCUAUUGGCUGUGUUAAUAAAUCGACCCAACUUCGACGUGCGUAAAGUAGAGGAGAAGGAAGUGCUCUCUCUAACCAGCUUGCUUUCACAAUCAGGGGGGUUAUUCUCAAUCUGGAUGGGACUGUCCAUGAUUGCGCUAGGUGAAGUUGCUGAAUUAUUGAUCAGCUGCUACGUAAAAACUAAAGAAGUGAAAACGUUGAGAGAAGACGUAAAGAAGGAAGUUGCGCUGACACAAUCAUCAACGCAGUUUGCGAAUGAUGACAUUGAUAACGGACUCACGGAUCUGUUGUCCAAUGAGAAGGUUAAAUCUACAUACAAAUGCAGGGAGAAUCACAUGUUGUGGAUGAAAUUACUCGCUUGUAUAAGACAGGUUCAAAUGCAACAGCUAAACAGUGAAAUACAUUGUUCCGUUGGCCAAACAGGAACACCGAGUACUGAAAGUAUGCGACCUUCUUUAGUCCCCAACUGUCGGAAUCAUGAACACACUAGAAUUAAUGACCCUGAUGAGGUCCGGUUUACGACAGAUUGUGAUAACCAACUCUGGGAACUUCGUGAAUGCUGUGUUAUCCGAGAUUGUGCUAUGUAA
Messenger RNA from Dicrocoelium dendriticum, 2223 nucleotides. Lineage: Eukaryota; Metazoa; Platyhelminthes; Trematoda; Plagiorchiida; Dicrocoeliidae. The record is from the annotation of a GenBank genome assembly.